UCCGGAUUCCUGGUCUGUGGUUUUUCUUUACACCUUUUUCUCAUUUCACAUGUUGAAUUGAAUUAUUGUUAUUUUAAGAUUUCGAAAUUUCUGAAUCUGAAUUUAAAUUUUAUUUCAAAUGGGCCUAUAGUUUAAAAACAUGGAAUAUAUGCCGCCUGAAACUGAUAUGACACCCAACGGCGCACGAAUAUUGUGCUGCCAAUGUGCUGUUCCUAUUGAGCCAAACCCAUCUAAUAUGUGUGUUGCAUGCUUAAGGGCCAAUGUAGAUAUAACAGAUGGUAUUCCAAAGCAAGCCACUUUAUUUUUCUGCAGAGGAUGUGAAAGGUACUUGCAACCACCAGCAGAAUGGUUGGUAUGUGCUUUGGAAUCACGAGAGCUGCUAGCUCUUUGCCUCAAAAGGCUCAAAGGCUUGAAUAGAGUGAAGUUAGUAGACGCUGGGUUUGCCUGGACUGAGCCACAUUCUAAGAGAAUAAAAGUGAAGCUGACAGUGCAGGGCGAGGUGAUGGGCGGAGCGGUGUUGCAGCAGACCUUCAUCGUGGAGUACGCGGUCCAGCACCAGAUGUGCGACGCGUGCCAUCGCUCCGAGGCACAGGACUAUUGGCGCGCGCUGGUGCAGGUGCGGCAGAGGGCCAAUAACAGGAAGACCUUCUAUUACUUGGAGCAACUGAUCCUGAAGCACAAGGCGCACGCCAAUACACUCGGCAUCAAACCUAAACAUGAUGGAUUAGACUUUUUCUACACAACAGAAAAUCACGCGCAGAAAAUGGUCAACUUCAUACAAUCAGUUCUGCCUAUAAAGUGUCAGCAUUCUAAGAAACUGAUAUCCCAUGAUAUACACAGUAAUGUUUACAACUAUAAGUUCACAUUUAGUGUGGAAAUUGUGCCGUUAUCGAAGGACAGUGUUGUGUGCUUGCCUAAAAAGUUGACACAAAUUUUAGGCUCCAUAUCACCAAUAUGCUUAGUACAGAGAGUAACCAGUACUAUACAUUUAAUUGACGCGUAUACUGGACAAGUCUGUGACGUGUCCUCAACCCAAUAUUGGAGAUAUCCGUUCAGUGCAAUCUGUAAUCCAAAGCAAUUAGUGGAAUACGUUGUCAUGGACAUUGAUAUUUUGAAAGAGCAUGAAAAGAGGUCAUUCCCGGGGCAAGGCGCGGUAUCUAAUAAGCACGUGGUAGCGGAUGUGUGGGUGGUCAAAGCGAGUGAGCUCGGGCUGGACGUCAGUCCUGUGCAUACCAGAACACACUUGGGGCAUAUACUGAAACCUGGCGAUACUGUGUUAGGAUACAACUUAGGCGAGUCGAACGUGAACGACGUGAAUUUGGACAAGUUGAACCGCGACUCCGUCCCCGAUGUGUACCUCGUCAAGAAGCACUACGGCGAGCGCGCGGCACGGCGACGCGCGCGCGCCUGGAAGCUGCGACACAUGCACGAGCAGCCCACUUCCACUACCGACGACGACUACAACGAAUUCCUGGAUGACUUGGAAGAAGACCCGACACUGAGGCAAAACGUGAAUAUAUUCAAGGACGGGAGCAAGGUCCCCGUGGACACGGACGAGAUCGACCCCGGCCUGCCGCGCAUCACGCUCGCGGAGAUGCUGGACGACCUCAACAUAGAGGACGAGGAUAUGACGGAAGUGUAUCUCAACCCUAGUGUGCGUCGCGACCUGUCCGAAGUGCAAGCGGGUGCGCACUUCCCCGCGUGCACUAAGGACAAAUUCAUCCCUAGAAUAGUUCGUCGCAAAGUGAAGAUGAAAGUGUUUUUAGUCACCCUGUUGAUAUUGGGCUCGAGUGUAGCAAUACGUUUAUUUUCCUCAGACGAGUUACUUAAACUAUUCCUGAGGGUUGCCAGAAAUGAGGGUACGCAAGAUGACAUAAGGAACCUUCAAGAUGUGUUCCAAAUCUACAGAUCAGCCUCCAAUGCGGUACGAAGCCCAAACGAGAGGAGAGAAAGUCUCACCUGUUUAAUUUGCCGAAGUGGCCUAGCAGCAAUCUUCGAUAUGAUUGACGCCGGGGCAACGGAAAAGACUAUCAUCAAUUCAGCGGAGACAAUGUGCACUUCUUUGGGGAUCUUGAGGUCUGAGUCUUGCCGCGGUGUUCUCGAAUUGAAUAUUCCAAUACUUACAUACAUCCUUAAAACGACGCCCCAAGCUGCAGCGAGGACGUUCUGUGCGUUAGUGUUACAGAAAGACGACGACCCUAACUACUGUGACAUUCAUGAUGCGAGGUUCAAUUGGACAGUUAAUUUGCCGCAGCCUCCUAACAUUGCAACAGUUAAAGUUCCUCCAUCAAAAUCGACUCCACUUACAAUAGCUCUUGUAACAGAUGCCCACAUAGAUCCACUUUACGAACCAAACGGAGUGGCAGAUUGUAACGAACCAACCUGCUGUAGGAAAGGCCAAGUAUCACGUAUGGAACCUUCAAACGACGAUUCCGAUAUCGAAGAAUUCAUCAUUGAAGAUUAUGUUACGAAAGAAAGCGGAGAGGAUAUGCUCGAUUUGGAUAUUGUAAAGGAUAUUAGGUAUAGAAAGCGAGCAGAAAGAGAGAAAAGAGAUACAUCUCCGGCAGGGUUCUGGGGCGACUACAGGAACUGUGACACGCCAGUUUGGGCGUACGAUGAUGUUAUUAAGAGAAUUUCUUCUACACAUAGGAAUGUCGAUGUGGUUUACUACAUGGGAGACAACAUCGACCACCACGUGUGGGAGACAACUUAUGAGUUAAUAAACGAAGUAAACGCUUAUGUAAUUGACACCAUGAGGAGAGAGUUUGGGGAUAAUGUACCGAUCAUCCCCACAGUCGGCAACCAUGAGUCUCAACCUACAAAUCAAUUCGCACCAAUAACUGUUAAAGGCGACAAACUCAACACAACCUGGCUCUACGAGAGGUUGGCCAGAAAAUGGGACUUUUACUUGACCGAGGAAGCGAAGUCCUCUUUACGUAAAUUAGGAGCUUUCUCAAUGCUAAUCCGGCCUGGCCUGCGAGCCAUCUCAGUUAAUACUAACGUCGCGUACAAAUUCAAUUGGUGGCUUGUCUAUGAUCCCUUAGAUGCCAAGCAGCAUUUGGAUUGGCUGGUUGACGAAUUGUACAAAGCCGAGUUAGCCGGUGAGAAGGUUCACAUACUCGCCCAUAUGCCCCCUGGAGUACAAGACCUUACACACUCGUGGUCUCGCGAGUACAAUAGAAUAGUUAAUAGAUUCUCUGCAACGAUCGCUGGUGAGUUCAACGGCCACACUCACUCGGACGAGUUUAAGAUAUUCUAUAGCACCGGGGGCGCGCCCGCCAGCGUUGCGUGGGGAGCGGGCAGCGCCACCGCCUACAGCAACUACAACCUUAAUUACAAGAUAGCCACCGUCGACCCCAACACAUUUAAACCUCUCAACAUUGCGAACUACGUUUACAAUCUCACGGAAGCGAACCUCAGUCCGCGCAGGCGUCCACAGUGGUUCCAACUUUACGACAUGAAAAACACCUUCGGCCUUCCGGACUUAUCCCCUAAAUCUAUGGACGAAUUGGUCAAACGCAUGGUGACUGACAAGCCGCUCUUGUUAGAAAUGUAUUCGGCGUUCUAUUCAAAACUGAGUGAUACUCUAUGGCCUCAAUGCGACGAUGAAUGCAAAAUUGACAAGAUUUGCAGUACAGUGGUAACUGUGUUAUGGGAACGAGAAAAAUGUGAUGAGCUGCGUCGAUUAUUCUUUUCAUAGCAAAUGUAAUAUUUUUACGUAUUCACCUACUUAUGGGUUGAUUUU
Molecule: messenger RNA, 3745 nt
Organism: Maniola jurtina (meadow brown)
Lineage: Eukaryota; Metazoa; Arthropoda; Insecta; Lepidoptera; Nymphalidae
Gene: Nmd3
Exons: 20
Coding region: 140-3700 (1186 amino acids)
Biological process (GO): ribosomal large subunit export from nucleus
Cellular component (GO): cytoplasm; nucleus
Molecular function (GO): ribosomal large subunit binding; hydrolase activity
Source: RefSeq, a predicted model, not a curated record